UCACCACUCCACUUUGCGGGUUUUCUUGGGUUGUCUCUUUCAGGAGAAGUAGCUCGGUCACAAGGUUUUUGUUCUCAUUCCGGUCGAACUGACAUGAGAAACAUGGCAGCUGUCCGAAGAAUGGAGAUUAUCGGGGUGACUAUUAUGUUGAUGAUUCUGAAGAGGGUUGAGCUGGCAGCUGGAGAGGCAUACGCUGUCAGUCGUACAACGUUUGGAGAUGCAACCGCAACCUUCUAUGGAGGAAAUGAUGCCGCUGGCACGGCAGGUGGGUCUUGUGGGUACGAAAACCCCUUCACCAGAGGAUAUGGUGUCACCACAGUAGCCCUUAGCAAUAGUUUACUCUCUAAUAAUCUGAACUGCGGAGCGUGCUUCGAGGUCAAAUGCAAAUACACCGCUUCGGCUUACACCAAGAAGUGGUGCUAUAACAACAAGUCGGUCGUCGUCACCGCCACUAACUUGAGCCCUCCUGGUCUUAACGGAGAGCAUCAUUUCGACUUGACUUACCCCAUGUUUACCAAGAUCUCCAACAUGAUUGCUGGUCGUAUCCCGAUCCAGUACCGAAGGGUGCCUUGCAAGAAGCAAGGAGGCAUAAAGUUCACGCUGAACGGGAACCCCUACUUCAAUCUGGUGCUGGUCUACAACGUGGGGGGUGCUGGAAAUGUUUACGCCAUGUCAAUGAAGGGCUCCAAGAGCGACUGGUACCCCAUGGCGAGGAACUGGGGCCAGAACUGGCAGGCGAUGGUGAGGCUGACGGGACAGAGCCUGUCCUUCCGCGUCACCCUGGGCAACGGCAAGACGCAGACUUUCUCCAACGUCGCGGCAGCCGACUGGAAAUUUGGUCAGACGUACCAAGCUUCCAGCAACUUCUAUUGAGUUGCAAACGGUGCCCACGAGCAGAAGCAGAAGUGGCGUGUCGAAUUCCAACCAUCUCGAUCGCCCGCUGCAACAAGCUCGAGUGUCUGCGAUAUGCAAAGGUGGCGUGUAUCCUUAUAGAUCAGUGUCUGCGCCCGUUGCAUGCGACCUCGAAGCAUGCAUUUGUUCCAUUAAUAUUACAGAGUCUUGACUUGAGAAUGUACAUUAGAACUAGAUGUCUCUAGAUGUAAAUUUGUGACCAAUACUGUUUCAGUAUUCCAAAACGACCACUGCAGCUGUCCGGAAGCUCCCCUAGGUUAUUGCUUAUCAGAUUUGUAGAGCCAAUGUACAAUUCAGUUCCUGUACACUGUCAUCGCACAGCAGAGGUGUCGGGUCCAUAGAGCUCUCCCGCUGUGCUUUGCGACAAAAUCAAGCUAUAGAUAUAGAGAGCGGCUCCAGCUGAGUAGGGUCAAGAGUCAACAUGCACCUAUCGCUACCUUACAUGGAGCACACGGUGUGUUUCGAGUGCAAAAGCCAUAAAUAGUUUAAGAGAUCAGUCCUAGUGGAUAGCCGGCGUCAUCACAGCUGCUGAGAAGUCGAAACAUCCUCCCGGUGUUUCGAGCAUUUCACAGCCAUAUGUUACAUAGUGCCGAUGACGAUGACCGUCUUUUGUACAGAGUGAGAUUGAUCAAGAUGUUCCAGCCGACAUCUCGUCGCUAGGACGAUAGAGUAAGUUUACUCGCAGAGGUGGCCGACGUCACCCGCAAAGAUCUAAACAUGUUUCGUAGUUUUUUGUCUUCUCUUCUUUUGUUCGAUUCUUGCAGAAGUGGCUGCGAGUCACUCGCGAGAAUCAGUUCGAAAGAAGGGGAUGUUGUCUGCACACUUCCACAUCUGUGAGGUGAGGUCAAGUGUCGCUACUGGCAUUCCCUUCCCUUAGCUCGACCAGAGCUAGCUCCUUUCGAGAUUCACCUUCGAAGGAGGAUUGUCUGCUUGCGCUCUCCGCAUUUCCGGAAGUCGCUUCGGGCAUUCCCUCUUCUUGGCUCCGCCAGAGCUUUGUUCCAUAGUUGGGGUUUUCAUGGGUCCCAUCAGUUCAUUCGAAUAAAAGGAUUCCGGAAUUUUUCCCUGAAGCU
Marchantia polymorpha subsp. ruderalis is the source of this 1982-nucleotide messenger RNA. Lineage: Eukaryota; Viridiplantae; Streptophyta; Marchantiopsida; Marchantiales; Marchantiaceae. The record is from the annotation of a GenBank genome assembly.